Messenger RNA from Abrus precatorius (Indian licorice), 651 nucleotides. RefSeq lists its product as uncharacterized. The transcript has 2 exons. NCBI's taxonomy places the organism in Eukaryota, Viridiplantae, Streptophyta, Magnoliopsida, Fabales, Fabaceae. The record is from RefSeq and is a predicted model, not a curated record. Bases 1 to 651 code for a protein of 216 amino acids.
AUGGCUAGGAGAGUUAGGGAUGAUGUCAUGGAAACUUUAUUGGGGAGAGUAGUAGAUAUCUUAGAAAGGCAGAAUGAACCAGUUCUGAAUCGUGGAUUGUCUGAAUUUUGCAAGAAUAAACCCUCGCAGUUCCGAGGCGUGUUUAACCCUGAUGGUGCUCAACUUUGGAUAGAAGAAUUGGAGAAAAUAUAUGAGGCAAUGGUUUGCACCGAGGAGGAAAAGGUAACCUAUGCAGCUUUCAUGCUAGUAGGAGAGGCUGAAUAUUGGUGGCGGAUUACUCGCCAACAAUUAGAGACUGAAGGAAUCAUGAUGAGUGUCGGAGAAUAUGCAGCUAAGUUUGAUGAACUGUCAAAAUACUGCCCAUAUUUUGCUCAAGCUGAUGAUCGAUCUAGGUGUUCUAAGUUUGAAAGCGAGCUUCGACCUGAUAUCAAGCAAGCUAUUAGCUGUCAACAAGUCCAACAUUUCCCAACCCUAGUGGACAGAUGUCGAAUAUAUGAGAAUGACACCAAAGCUUGCCAAACACUAUUAAAGCAAUCUGGUCCUCAUCGCCCCGCUCAUAGUUUCGGUUCAAAAGGUAACGAAGUUCAGGAGAGACGUAAGCCGUAUUUUACGCCAACGAGGAGUUAUUGGAGUGAACCUAUAAAAAGCUAG